GGGCAUUUUAUAACGAUGACCGAGCUGUGCGAAGGUGGGAAACUGGUUAGCGUCCGAAGCUGGAACAAAGAGCGUCCGACCGAAGUCACCGCGCACUUGUUAUGAUCCCUCACUUGUGGUCGAAGCUUUGUGGAACGAAAACGGAAGGAUACACACACGCCGAGCGAAUCACCGUCACAAACAGUGCAGCAACAAAUGGCGAGAAUAAAAAGGUGCGAUAAACAGUAAUGUCUUUUUAAUGACUGCUUUCGUGGUGUGCUUGAGCUAGAUUAUCAACGUGUCGUCGGGCAAGCGACAUGCCCGCCACAAUCACAAGGUGAAAAUCCACCCGUUGUCGGUGUUCGGUGUUCGCUGCAAACCUUCGCGCAAGGUGCUGAGGACAAUUUAAAGAAUUAGAAACAGUUACGGAAAGAUCUUCCGCUUGCAUUUUUUUUUGUUGUUGGGGGCUGAUUUGGUUCAAGUUUGUUCCUCGUCAGCACAAACCAGCUGCUGAUUGCCAUAAGUUGUGAAGCCACCGAACGAACACCGAACGUCACACCAGUGAUGGUGAGUGUCAGUGUACGUCUUGUGAUCGGUCUCACUGUUUUGCAGACUGCCGUACCACAGCGUGAGCAGGACGGUGGCAAUAAGAAUUCACUGGAAUGUGGGCUACGCAAUGCAACGGAUGGGUGGCCAUUUCACGUAGGUCUGUAUCGGGCGGAGAACAACGAAAGUUUGUACUUCUGCGGUGGCACGAUCGUAACCAGCAGACACGUGAUCGGUUCGGCACACUGCGUUAAGCCCCACCGUAGCGAGAUCCUAUCGGUGCGUUACGGUGUUACCGAUCUAACGCACCAGGAUACCGUCAACUACUGUCGCGUGGAGUCACUGAUCAUUCAUCCCAAUUAUCGGGCACCUGAUUUUAAUGACGAUAUAGCGUUACUGCAGUUGCAGGAUGCAAUUGUGCUUGGAACGCUAGCACGUCCCAUCUGUCUCUGGCCGGAAGGGACGGCACAGGACGCUGGAGACGAUCUAGAGGGCACGCACGGGACUAGUGUUGGGUGGGGCAUUGGACCACACAAUGUGUACACGAGUGUGCUUCAAAAUGCUGUCACUGUGGUGCUGCGCCAGAGCCGCUGCAUGGAAGUAUUCACUGGCAAGUUGUUCGAGCACAAUGAGUUCUUUUGUGCUGUAACGCCAGUGUGCAGUGGCAGUGGAGGCAGCGGUUUCUACGUAGAGCGUGAGGAUCGAUUCUAUCUCCGGGGGAUGACCACGUUCGGUAUCGCACCGAAGGGAUACUAUCAGUGUGGAGUCAACACGCUCACGGGGUUGCUUAAUGUUGCCAAGUACACCAGCUGGAUAAGGCAGCGUCUAGACGAGUUUGAGUCGAGCCAUCCGGAAGCGCUGGAGAAUGACACGAUUUCAAACGUAUCGGAGAAUCGGAGGCAAAACACUGAUCCUACCACCACUUGAUACGCAGCACCGUUACGGUGACGAUAGCGUAGGAAAGUAAUAAAACUUGAGAAAAAUAAAAUUUCAUACUCUAGGAUUAUC
Molecule: messenger RNA, 1533 nt
Organism: Anopheles stephensi (Asian malaria mosquito)
Lineage: Eukaryota; Metazoa; Arthropoda; Insecta; Diptera; Culicidae
Product: clotting factor C-like
Exons: 2
Coding region: 544-1452 (302 amino acids)
Biological process (GO): proteolysis
Molecular function (GO): serine-type endopeptidase activity
Source: RefSeq, a predicted model, not a curated record